Messenger RNA from Telopea speciosissima, 1712 nucleotides. Its product is annotated as probable inorganic phosphate transporter 1-10. NCBI's taxonomy places the organism in Eukaryota, Viridiplantae, Streptophyta, Magnoliopsida, Proteales, Proteaceae. Gene Ontology annotation, molecular function: transmembrane transporter activity. Gene Ontology annotation, biological process: transmembrane transport. The transcript is spliced from 2 exons. Bases 90 to 1712 code for a protein of 540 amino acids. Gene Ontology annotation, cellular component: membrane. The record is from RefSeq and is a predicted model, not a curated record.
GUUGUUGAAACAGAAGAGAGAAGAAGAAGAAGAGGAAGAGGGCAUAGCUACACCUACAGGAAAGGAAACUGAUUGACCAGAGAGUGACGAUGGGACUGAAGGUGUUGUCGGCGCUGGACACGGCGAAAACACAAUACUACCACUUCAAGGCCAUCAUCAUCGCCGGCAUGGGUCUCUUCACCGACGCUUACGACCUUUUCUGUAUUGCUCCCGUCAUGAAACUCAUCGGACACAUCUACUACUCCCGCCCGGGAACUGCCAAUUCCGGCGUCACUCCCCCUUCCGUCGUUUCAAUAAUGGUGUCCAUCGCCCUCCUCGGCACCGUAAUCGGUAAACUCGUCUUCGGCAGACUCGGUGACCUGGUUGGCCGGAGGCGGGUCUACGGUUUGGCUCUCAUACUCAUGGUGUCCAGCUCCGUGGGUUGCGGAUUUUCAAUCUGCCGUACCAAGAAAUGCGUUCUUACCAGUCUCUGCUUCUUUCGCUUCUGGCUCGGUGUCGGUAUCGGUGGCGAUUACCCUCUCUCCGCCACUAUAAUGUCGGAGUUCGCCAAUAAACGCACACGUGGCUCUUUCAUCGCCGCCGUUUUCUGCAUGCAAGGGUUUGGGAUCCUUACCAGCUCCGCCGUCACCAUGGCCGUCUGUGCUAUUUUCAACCGGGUCUCCGGUUGGCCCGAUCCGAAAAGACCGACUCCCGACGAGGCCGAUCUCGCGUGGCGAUUGAUUCUCAUGAUCGGAGCCAUCCCUGCGGCGAUGACUUACUAUUGGCGGAUGAUGAUGCCCGAAACUGCCAGAUAUACCGCAUUGGUGGAGCAAAAUAUUUGUCAAGCUGUGAAAGAUAUGGAGAAAGUUUUGGACGUACCUGUAAAUGAGAUCAAAGAAGAUAAUGAUCUGGUCCUACCAGACCCACCAUCUUAUGGCCUUUUCUCCAAGAUAUUCUUUCAACGCCAUGGUCGAGAUCUAUUUGCUUGUGCUAUCACAUGGUUCCUCAUAGAUGUUGUUUUCUACUGUAACAAUCUUUUCCAGUCUCAGAUUUACAGCCAUUCUCUCCCCGAAAAGAAAACUGUCAAUUCCUACCAAGAAGCAUUCCAUGUUGCGAAGCUUCAAGCUAUUAUCGCAAUUUGCUCUACAAUACCUGGAUAUUGGGCUACCGUUGCCUUGAUUGAUCGUGUUGGUAGAGUCAAAAUACAAAUGAUGGGUUUCUUCUGUGUUUCUCUCUGCUUAUUUGCUGUUGGGAUUUCUUAUGAUAAGUACUGGAAAACUGAUCCCAAUGCAGGAUUCUUGAUCCUCUAUGGACUCAUCUUCUUCUUCUCUAACUUUGGGCCUAAUACCACCACCUUCAUCAUACCUGCAGAGCUCUUUCCGGCAAGAUUCCGGUCGACGUGUCACGGAAUAUCAGGUGCCGCCGGUAAGGUCGGAGCAAUUAUAGGGUCGGUAGGGUUUUUAUGGGCAUCACAGGAAAAGCAUAAGCGUGAUGUGGAGUAUGGAUAUCAUGAAGGGAUUGGAAUGAUGAAAACUUUGAUGCUUCUUGGUGUAAUAGGUUUGGUUGGGAUGAUUUUGACCUUUUUCUUCACUCGUGAAACUAUGGGAAGAUCAUUAGAAGAGAAUGAGAGGGAAGAAGGAUCUGAUCAUGAUGGGACUUUGUGGAGAUCUUUAACAAACUACACCAAACAGUACUCUCAUACAACUCCAAGUGCAAUUGCUGCUGCUACAUAG